Molecule: messenger RNA, 417 nt
Organism: Parnassius apollo (apollo)
Lineage: Eukaryota; Metazoa; Arthropoda; Insecta; Lepidoptera; Papilionidae
Source: the annotation of a GenBank genome assembly
AUGGAAAACAUAUUUGAAGUUCUUAAAACACAAGUAUCACUGGAGAAGACACUUAAUCAGAGGUUGGAUGAGUUUGAAGCGAGACUAGAGGGGUCAUCAAAGGACUUAAGCCUGAAGGACCUAAGUUCUGACUACAUCAACUUCAAGAAUUUUGUCUAUUCAACAUUAACAUUACUGCGGCAGCAAAUUAACCUUCUAAUUGUUAAUGUGGAUGCCAUUGAAAGUAGACACAGAAAGAAGUUUCUGCUGCUGGGAGGAGUGGUCGAGAAUACCAAUGAGAAUGUCCGCGAAUUGUUAGCUUCAGUCAUCACGAAGAAUCUUGGUAUCAAAAAUUGUUCUAGUCAGUCGCUGCAGCCAAAAUUUAAUUGGAAAAUUAUAAGCUUAGACAAAGUAUUGGAAAUUUCUUGUCGUUAUUGA